Messenger RNA from Alosa alosa (allis shad), 1860 nucleotides. It is a transcript of the gene dnaaf1, whose product is annotated as dynein axonemal assembly factor 1. Bases 178 to 1449 code for a protein of 423 amino acids. Gene Ontology annotation, molecular function: protein binding. The transcript has 10 exons. Lineage: Eukaryota; Metazoa; Chordata; Actinopteri; Clupeiformes; Clupeidae. The record is from RefSeq and is a predicted model, not a curated record.
UCUAAAACACACAGCAACUUAACUUAUUCAGAGAGGGUUGAAGCGGAGGUAACGUGGUGAAGAGGAUACAUUAAUCUUUUGAUUCAUCUUCUCCGAAACUCAUUUUAGGGGAGUUUAACACCACAAAGUGCAACAUAAUUCUUUCGUCAGGGAAGUCUUUAAGCUUUUCUAACAACUAUGAAGUCAGUGGAUAACGACGUUAGAGAGAUCAUAACAGACGGUGUUGAGUCAGUAACAACCACACAAGGGAAUAAAGUUAUGUCAAAUGGUAAUAAAGACAAGGAUGGAACGACCAGUUGUGGAUUGGUGUCAGAAUCAGGAACCAGGAUCACAAAAGAGUUUCUUCUGCGCCACUGUAAAAAGAAUAAACUGUACAUCACACCAAGCCUGAAUGAUGCCCUUUAUUUACACUACAAAGGCUUCUCUGUGAUAGAGAAUCUAGAUGAAUUCACAGGAUUGCGAUGCUUAUGGCUUGAAGUGAAUGGGAUCCGCAAGAUCGAGAACCUGGAGAACCAACUGGAGCUAUGCUGUCUGUUCCUACAGCACAACCUUAUUCACACAUUGGAGAACCUACAAGCUCUCAGCAAGCUGAAUCAACUGAAUGUUUCAAACAAUUACAUCAAAACCAUCCAAAACCUUUCAUGUCUUCAGGUGCUGAGUACUUUGCAGAUUUCCCACAAUGCUCUGGAAACCACAUCUGACAUAGAUCAUCUCUCCCUCUGUCCAUCUAUCAGUGUGCUUGACCUUUCAUAUAACCGUUUGAGUGAUCCACAAAUACUCAACAUAUUGGAGCAGAUGCCGAAUUUGCGUGUUCUUAAUCUCAUGGGGAAUGAAGUCAUCAAAAACAUCUCACACUAUAGGAAGACUCUGAUAGUGCAUCUUAAUCAAUUGACUUAUCUGGAUGACAGGCCUGUAUUUCCCAAAGAAAGGGCUUGCGCAGAGGCUUGGGCUGCAGAGGGGAUAGAAGGUGAGAAAAGGGAGAGGGAACUGUGGGAAACUAGGGAACGCAGGAAAAUACAGGAAAGCCUGGAUGCAAUGACUGCCAUCAGAGACAGAGCGCUAAAGCAGAACAAGGCCAAAGAACUGCAGAAGAGAGCAGUGAAACAACCAUUAAGUUGCUCAACAACUAAGAAGAUUCAGAUGCACCUCAGGGCAUCAGAGCCUGAUGUAACUGACCUGUCAAUAUUUGAAAAUGACCGCAAUGAGAAAUCUGCAUCGGAAAAGGACCUGUCACAAUCUGGGAGCAGUGACAUUCAUCAUUCAUGUCCCAGCUCGGAAGCCAUUAAGGGUGACAUUGAGCCUACUGACCAGAUUGAUUCCCCCAUUCCUUCAAAUAAGAGCACACUCUGGAUUAAUGAUCUGCCUGAUCUGGAUGACCUUCCUGAGCAUAAAGAACUAAUGAAGGAUGGUUCCCAUACACUCAUAGAGAUCAUCACAAGAGAUGACUAACUAUGGAGUUAACCUCUGACAUUCCUUCACAGUCAGAAUACCUUAUGAAACAUGACACUGACCAACCAGCUGUUUAUUCUAGAAAAAGACAAGGAAUACCUCCAAUUUAUAGAAGAAUGACUUAUCAAAACUGCUUCACUUACAUCACUGCAGUGCUAACACAACCUUCAUGUUACAUGGGACAUCAACUUAUGCAGCCCACUCCAGUCCUGCAUUGGUAAUUCAUGUUUUUGUUAUUUUAUGUCUAUGCCAACUUCCAUAAUAUUAUUAUUUGGUAAGAAUGACCUCUUAGAAUGGGCAUUAUUAGAUAUGUUUUGUCAAUGUGUAUAUCAAAGGGUUUUGAGCAAAAAUGCUUGCAGCAUAAUGAAUUGAAACUAAUGAAGUAAUAAAUAAAGAUGAAUUGAUAUGCAA